GGCCAGUGACGCGCCCUCGAGGCCCUGGGGAGAUCCACGCUCAUAUGAGUUCAUGGUCGUCGAUCAUGGCUCACUAUUAUUUAACUGCCCAAAUCUUUCUGCCUGCAUCUCAUCUGCUCCUCUUGUACUCUUCUCAUCCUUGCCUGCUAGUACAAGAAGCCGCAGCCAUCCUGACUCAAGCUCCAGCUUUGUCCACAUCAUAAUUUCACAUCAUCGUGUAUACCGAUCUUCUACACCCCACCCUCAACAGAUACACAACACUACCAUCAUGGGCGUCGGCAGCGUAGCACUACGCAUCUUCGGCAACGGGAUUCGUAUCCUCCAAUUCCUCGCCUCUGCUGUCAUCCUCGGUAUCUUCUCCUACUACCUUGCUGUGCUGAAAGACCACCACCUUCCUAUCGCCACAUGGAUUCGCGCCGUCGAGGGUAUGUCCGGUGCUGCCACCCUCUACGCCCUGCUAGGCUCGCUGUUUACCCUCUGUCUCGCCGGGAUCACCUUCUUCGGCUUUAUUGCCAUGGUUCUUGACUUCUGCUUCGUCGGCUGCAUGGUCGCCAUCGCCGUUUUGACGCGUGAUGGCACCCAAACCUGCUCUGGAAACGUGCACACGCCGCUCGGCAACGGCCCGACCGACUCACAGGCUACUGGGUAUGGCGACAAUGGAUUCGGGUUUGGAAGUGGUGAAACCGUCACCUAUCUGCCUAACUUGAGACUUGCCUGCCGCCUGGAGAAGACUGCCUUUGCUCUCUCAAUCAUUGCUGCAGGCCUCUUUGUCAUCUCCUUCUUCAUCCAAAUUCCCAUGGCCCGCAGCCACCGCCGUGAGAAGCGCUUCGGUCCUUCUCCCUCCAACGGAUAUACCUACGGAUCUACUCGCGGUCGCUUCUGGCGUCGCAACAAGAACAUCAACCAUGAUGCUACCGCCAAUACUCUCCCUGGCCACCCUACCCCCGGCGAGGUUGAGAACGGCUACAAGCCUGAGCUCUAAAUACUCGAGUUUAAACACUGAUUCCAGAUAGGUGAACUCGAGCAGUUGCGAGACUGUAUAAAAGCGCCAAUUGAUUAUCGUCUGAUUUUGGUGAAGAAUUGAUGAAUGAAUGAAUGACUCGAUUGAGAGACUAUGAACACUCGUUGUACCAGGAAUUCGUGCGAACUAAUAAUUGUUGUGUGAUACCAAUUGCUGAUUGUGAAGAUUGAUCUUUGUAUGGUGGAGGAUAUACCGAAGAUGUGAUUGAUAGGAUGUAUUUUUACGAGAAUCAAUAUUUAGAUUACUAAUAUUUAAUGCAACCUUAUACAAAUAUUC
Talaromyces proteolyticus is the source of this 1297-nucleotide messenger RNA. RefSeq lists its product as uncharacterized. The transcript has 2 exons. Bases 53 to 982 code for a protein of 309 amino acids. NCBI's taxonomy places the organism in Eukaryota, Fungi, Ascomycota, Eurotiomycetes, Eurotiales, Trichocomaceae. The record is from RefSeq and is a predicted model, not a curated record.